Messenger RNA from Colletotrichum chrysophilum, 711 nucleotides. RefSeq lists its product as uncharacterized. The record is from RefSeq and is a predicted model, not a curated record. The transcript has a single exon. The coding region runs from base 1 to 711 and encodes 236 amino acids. NCBI's taxonomy places the organism in Eukaryota, Fungi, Ascomycota, Sordariomycetes, Glomerellales, Glomerellaceae.
AUGCGUUUCACCAACGUCCUCGCCAUCUUUGCAUCUGCCACUGCAACCUCAGCACUCCCGCUUUCUAUCCUUAAUGGUCUCUUCGGCACUGCCCCAACGGCCAACUCAUUGGUGCAGAGUUUGGGAGCUGUAAACAACGAGCUUGUUAAGUUGAACGUCAGCCUUACCGGGCUCAACUCAGCAAACUUGCAAUCUCAGGCCACUGGUAGUGGAAGCAAUGUCAACGAUUUACUCAACAGAGUCCUUGGACCUGUUCUGCAAUCGCUCACUGGGAACGGUGGUCUUCAGACUGCAUACACCACUGCUUUGAGCCAGCUUGCCACUCUGAACAGCCAAGGCGUCACUCUUCCGCAAGCCCAAGCUGCUCAGGUUGCCAGCGCUCUCACCACCUACCAGGCUCUGUUACCCCAGGUGUUGGGGCAAUUGCAGGCCGCCCAACCUGCGAUUACUACGGCAUCGGGAAGUGGUCUUCUUGGGUUGGUACAGAACCUUCUUGGCGGGAGCUUGGUCGGCAGCACCGGCGGCGCCGCUACUCCGGUCAGCACUGUUCAAAACUGGCUCUCAACUACCCUUAACAACAACGGCAACCUCCUCGGCGCAGUCAGCACUAUUCUCCAGCGAGUGCAGCCUACAAUCCAGUCCACUCUUCAACAGGUUACCGACCUUCUUCAGGGACUCAUCCGGGCCCAAGUCACCGUUUACGGCGCCUAA